This is a messenger RNA of Choloepus didactylus (southern two-toed sloth), 3456 nucleotides long. RefSeq names its product adenylate kinase 7 (gene AK7). Bases 54 to 2225 code for a protein of 723 amino acids. Gene Ontology annotation, biological process: nucleobase-containing compound metabolic process. The record is from RefSeq and is a predicted model, not a curated record. Gene Ontology annotation, cellular component: cytoplasm. Lineage: Eukaryota; Metazoa; Chordata; Mammalia; Pilosa; Megalonychidae. The transcript has 18 exons. Gene Ontology annotation, molecular function: ATP binding; AMP kinase activity.
UCCCUAGCAACCGAAAGGACGCUUUCACCUUAGCAACCAGCGCGACUCCCACCAUGACCGAAGAAGAGGAGGUUCUCGUCCUGACAGAGAAAAUUAUCCGGAUCCAGAGAGUGUUCAUAAACCUGCUGGACACGUACAGCAGCGGGAACAUCGGGAAGUUUCUAUCUAACUGUGUAGUCGGGGCUUCACUUGAAGAAAUCACAGAAGAAGAGGAAGAGGAAGAUGAAAAUAAGUCCGCCAUCCCGGAUCCCUCAUCAGCGAAAUUCAAGGAAGGCACUUUCCAGAUCGUGGGCACACUUUCUAAACCCGAAAGCUCUCGGCCAGAGUUUGCCAUGGAGACAUACUCCACCACCUCUCGAGAAGAGCUCCUCAUAAGGCUGCUGGAGUGUGAUAUUAUUAUUUACAACAUCACUGAAAUCUCAGGGCAAGUGGAGGAAGCCAUAUGGGCAGUUUCCGCACUGAAUGAAGAAGUGGGCCAUUUUGAGAAACGGAAGAUAUUUAUUUUACUCUCCACCAUGAUGACCUGGGCGCGAUCCAAGCCCCUCGAUCCUGAUGAUUCUGAGAUUCCAUUUACUGAAGAGGAUUAUCGAAGAAGAAAGCACCAUCCAAAUUUUCUGGACCACAUAAAUGCUGAAAAAAUGGUUCUCAAAUAUGGAAGAAAUGCCAAAAAAUUGGCAACUUACGUGGUUGCUGCUGGACUUCAGUAUGGCGUGGAAGGAGGCAUCUUACAUACUUUCAUUAAGGCAGCAUGGUUGGGUGAAGUGCCUGCAUUACCAGUUUUUGGCGAUGGGACAAAUGUAAUUCCUACAAUUCAUGUUCUUGAUUUAGCAGGAGUGAUACAAAACAUCAUAGACCAUGUGCCAAAGCUUCACUACCUGGUUGCUGUGGAUGACUCUGUUCAUACCCUGGAGGAUAUAGUCAAGUGCAUCAGUAAAAGUAUCGGUCCUGGGAAAAUUCAUAAAUUACCCAAAGAAAAUGCUUUCCUAACAAAGGACUUAACGCAAGAGUGUCUUGACCACUUAUUGGUCAACUUGAGAAUGGAAGCUCUCUUUGUGAAGGAGAAUUUUAACAUUCGAUGGGUUGCCCAAGCAGGAUUUGUGGAAAAUAUCAGCAAUAUCCUCAAAGAGUACAAGCAAGCCAGAGGAUUAGUGCCCAUCAAGAUUUGUAUUCUUGGUCCUCCUGCUGUGGGAAAAUCCAGUAUUGCUGAAGAAUUGUGCAAGCACUACAAGCUGCAUCACAUUAAAAUAAAGGAUGUCAUUUCUGAAGCCAUUGCAAAACUGGAGUCAGUUAUCACACCUAAGGAAAUAGGGGAAGGAGAAGAAGAAGGUGAAGAGGAGGAAGAGGAGGAGAAUGUGGAAGACGCGCAGGAGCUCCUGGAUGGCGUCAAGGAAAGCAUGGAGCAGAACGCAGGCAGACUAGAAGAUCAAUAUAUAAAUAGAUUUAUGAAAGAAAAGCUAAAAUCCAUGCCUUGCAGGAAUCAAGGUUACAUUUUGGAUGGAUACCCAAAGACCUAUGAUCAAGCAAAAGACCUGUUCAGUCAAGAAGAAGAUGAGGAAGAAGAAGAAGUCAGGGGCAAAAUGUUUCCCUUUGAUAAACUAAUCAUACCUGAGUUCGUUUGUUCACUCGACGCCUCGGAUGAGUUUUUGAAGGAGCGGGUGAUGAAUCUUCCCGAGAGCAGCGUGGCGGGGACCCACUACAGCCAGGACCGGUUCCUCCGGGCUCUGAGCAACUUCCGGGACAUUAACACUGACGACGAGACCGUCCUCAACUAUUUCGAUGAACUUGAAAUCCACCCAAUACAUAUUGAUGUAGGAAGACUUGAAGAUGCUCAGAACAGACUUGCCAUCAAACAGCUAAUCAAGGAGAUUGGGGAGCCCCGGAAUUAUGGUUUAACAGACGAAGAAAAGGCAGAGGAGGAGCGCCGCGCCGCGGAGGAGCGCCUGGCCAGGGAGGCCGCCCGGGAGGCAGAGCAGGAGCACAGCGAGGCCAUGGAGACGGCGGCGAGGAUCGCACGCUGGGAGGAGUGGAAUAAAAGACUAGAGGAAGUGAAAAGAGAAGAGAGAGAACUACUGGAGGCCCAAUCUAUUCCCCUGAGGAACUAUUUAAUGACCUACGUCAUGCCAACUCUUAUGCAGGGUCUGAAUGAAUGUUGCAAGGUCAGACCAGAAGACCCCGUUGAUUUUCUGGCAGAGUUUCUCUUCAAGAACAAUCCUGAAAUGCAGUGAAACGUUAAAUAUCUCAUGAAUAUACCUUUACAGAGCCAGAGAUAAAUUUAAUGUUGUAAUCUGAAAAUUUACUUUAAAAACCUUUUUCCAGUUUUUAGAAAAAAUAUUUUCUGCAAACAAAUAUUCUAUUAAUUAGAAUCAUUAUAAAAAGCCACGUGACAAUGAAUGGCCAGUUCAUUAAAACUAUGUUUGAAAUAGAAAUUGAUAAAGUAACUUUGCAUAGCUCAUGGGACAAAUAUUGAUUUACUGUUUCACUCUUAUAUCAGUGCUAAGUAUUCUGCACACUAAUGUUUACAGUAAUUUAUAGCACAAAGAAAAUCAAACUAUAUAUUUCUCUAACAUGUAGGCAAAUGAUGUUACAUGAUUUGUUAUGGGACCAAUACCAAUGGUGAAAAAAUGGAAAUUAAUUAUGACAGUUUAUGCUUUGUUGAGUCAUAAGAAGUCACAUGACUGGUUUCUGCAAGUUUGCUUUUUUGAGUUCAGGGCCAGGAUCCCAACCAGUAGGUCAGAAAGAAUUGUAAACUAUUUGGUAAAAAAAAAAAUUCAUGUAAUAGAAUGAAUAAUUUUACAUUUGUAUAAUUAGAAAGUUGCUGAAUAUUUUCAACAACUAACUUUAUAAAAUAGGUCAUCAACCCCUAUGGCCUCUUCCAGCUCUAAAAUUCCAUAAUUCCUUGAUUUACACUGAAUGAGAAAUUAGUUUCGGUUUAUUUUAAUGACAUAUAUAUUUCAUCCCUUUAAAUAAUAUAAUCUGAUAUAUAACUGCAGUAUUUUUUAUUGGGAUAAAAUACACGUAACAUAAAACUUACCAUUGCAACCUUUUUUUUUAAAUUUUAAAAUUAUUUAUCAAAUAAAAAAACAUUUCCAAACAAAAUAAAGCAAAACAAUGGGAAAUAUCCUGAAAUAACUUCAUUCCUUCCAAUACACUCCUACCAUAUCAAAAGAAAAUUAACAAACCAUAGUCACACCUGAGCAUUCCAUAUCAUUAAGAUCAUCAAACCAUUUUAAAGUACAAAAUUCAGUGGCAUUAAGUACAUUCACAAUGUCGUGCAAUCACCAUCCUUAUCUAGUUCCAGAUCUGGUUUUCAUCAACCCAAGUAGAAAUCCUGUACCCAUGAAUCAGUCCCUCCCAUUCCUCCCCACUCCCCUCCAGCCCCUGGCAACAACUAAUCUGCUUUCUGCUUCUAUGGAUUUGCCUGUUCUGGACAUUUCAUAUAAAUGGACUCAUAAAACA